AUGGCGUCGACGACUGAAUUAGAUGCAGAAACUCUUCAAAAGAAACUGCGCUCCGCCCUGUGGUUCCAGGUCGGCAAGAUAGUCGACGAAGAGAGUAUCAACCUCGGUGUGAAUGCCACGCCGCAGUUCAUUGGAAGCCUGAUGGAGUUGGUCUGGGCACAAAUUGGGAACAUUGCCGUUGACCUCGAGUCGUUCGCCAAACAUGCCGGGAGGACCACCAUCAAGACCGACGAUGUCAUGUUAUUGACCAGAAGAAACGAAGGCUUGGAGACGAUACUGAGAGAAGAAUUGAAAAAGUUGGAACACAGAAAAGAUUCCCACAAGGAAAAGUGA
Molecule: messenger RNA, 333 nt
Organism: Exophiala oligosperma
Lineage: Eukaryota; Fungi; Ascomycota; Eurotiomycetes; Chaetothyriales; Herpotrichiellaceae
Exons: 3
Coding region: 1-333 (110 amino acids)
Biological process (GO): replication fork processing; resolution of meiotic recombination intermediates
Cellular component (GO): Fanconi anaemia nuclear complex; FANCM-MHF complex
Molecular function (GO): protein heterodimerization activity; chromatin binding
Source: RefSeq, a predicted model, not a curated record